This is a messenger RNA of Tribolium madens (black flour beetle), 482 nucleotides long. RefSeq lists its product as uncharacterized. NCBI's taxonomy places the organism in Eukaryota, Metazoa, Arthropoda, Insecta, Coleoptera, Tenebrionidae. The coding region runs from base 77 to 298 and encodes 73 amino acids. The record is from RefSeq and is a predicted model, not a curated record. The transcript is spliced from 3 exons.
UGCUUCCUUUCGAGAAAAAAAUCUCUGCCAGACAGACGCGUCUUUUUGAAAACCCAGAAAACAAGCAAAAGAAACCAUGGGAAUCGUCCAGAGUUUCCUUCAACGCAUUGUCAAUUUUUUUUGGCCGCAGCCGGCCCCCCAAGAGAGAUACGAAAUGAAGGAGCCACGGGCUCCAUUCUCACCAAGAUUCCCCCCCAUCCGUGAGGAGGAUGAAGAAGUUGCCAGCGAUGAUGGGGGCAGGGCCCAAAGACCACCAUCUGGAGGACGCCGCAGAUAUUCUCUAAGAAAGAGACGCUAAGCGACUCCUUCUGUGUCAGUCAAGUCCUGGUAUUUUGUUUUUGGUGACGGGAGAUGGAUUUGGCUAGCGCUGACGUCAAAUCCCUUGGAAAUAAUGUCUCCCAAGAACUUGACUGCACCUUAAAAUUGUCAAGUUUUCUAAAUUAAAUUGUAAAAUUACCUUGACAAUAAAACUACAAAAUGUA